AGUAAAUCCGUUGUAACAACAACCAUGGCUGUAAGAAACAACAUUAGACAGUCAACACAUGUUUAAUUAGACAAGCUGUGUGUUAAUUGAGGCGGUAUUUAGCUCAACGCCGUUUGUUAGACUGGUUUUAUUUAUAUAGAGCCGCAGCUUAACAAGGUUUAUUCUACUGUUUACCGUUGACAACGUUCGUUAGCUAAACUGAGCUAACCAGCUGACCGUCUGGGAGUAAAACAAAAAUAACCGGCUCUGUUUCUAAAUGGAUCCGACGGAGGACCUUUCUUCCCGGGUCCUGCUGACCCAUAUUCUCAGCACCGAGACACCAAGGACCCCCAUCACCCGCAGUGCCUCUCAACAACUGAGUACCAGCGCGACCAAGAGCAGCCCUCGACUGAGAAACAAAUAUGCUGUUCCCCAAACCCCAAAGGCCAUCCUAAAACUCAGCCAGAUACACAAACUACGGGAGAGUAUAUCCAGGCAACCCCUGAAUGCCACGAAUGCCACGAGAGGGCGGACUCGCUCAGUCUCAUCCAGAUUGAGUAACAUGCAUGCAGCAAACUCAAUGGUGUUGGAGGAUGGAGAGACACCGAGGCACCUACUCAUGAACAUCCUGCAGACAGAGCCUGUGAUGACGCCUUUGACUCAUGGGAGGGCCGCGUCAGAAGGGCGACAGCCAUCUUCAGCCAACUUGAGUAAGCGUUGCAGUAUUGAGCUGUCAGGGUUGGAUUUGCCUGAUUUAACUAUUGGUGCAGCGAGUACCCAAAAAAGACUGUUCAGGAAGAGACAUCUGACCUUUGAUAUAUCGGCUUUUGAAAAACGUCUUAAUGCUGGAGAAGAUCUUGUGGAUGAAAAUGAAGAAUCAGAACAAUCAUCUCUUACUUUGUCAAGUCCCACUCUAAAAACCCCCUUUGUGGAAGUUCGGACUGAGAAAAGAGGCCUGCAGAGAAGAGCUUUACAACGCCGUAGAAUCUCAGAGACAGGAUUUGACGCUGCUGUAGAUGGAUGGUCGAUGGAAGGAGAGACGGGCAGGGGGCAGACGGCGCAGAGUCUCAGUAAGACCACCUCCUCUGAGGGCUUCACUCUUGGCCUCAGCAAACUCAGUGACUCUGACAUCACGUCCGAGAUCAUCCACCGUCACACGGCUCUCUGCGCCCAGCCCGGCGCCAUGACCGACAACUUAUCAAUAGUCGCAACUCGGGACAAACCGACGGUGAGGGUGGAGGAGGAGGAUCAGAUGGAGGUGGAGCAGAUGGAGGUGGAGCUGGGGAAAGAUAAGUCAGUGUAUGCAUUCCCAACUGAGGGGGGGGGCCGAACCUCAAAAUGGAAGUUUGACUGUGAUGAUCAAAUGAAAGAUAAUGCAACUGUGGCUGAGGAAGAGACAGGUGUAGCUGAAUCCCUGGAUACUGUUAGGGAGGAUGCAGCAAAUACGGAGGAAGAAGAGAACAAUGUAGAAGCUCCAACAGAGCUGGAAGACACUCAAACUGAAGAACAAGAUGGAGUUGAUUCCCAGGUUGAAGAGGAUGUUGUACCAGACACUCAAACUGAAGAACAAGAUGGAGUUGAUUCCGAGCCUGAAGGGGUUGCAGAGGCCGUGUCUCAGUCUGAGGAAGAGGAUGUUGCACCAGACUCUCAAGAAGCUGCAGUUGAUAUUGAACCUGAAGAGGAUUCAGCAAAGUCUCAGUCUGAGGAAGAGGAGGAGACUGCAGAUGAUCAAAGUGAACAAGAGGUUCCUGCAGAGGAAGUGGAGGACGAUUUGGCUGAUUCUCAACCUGAAGACAAGCAUGAUGGGAAGCCGGAGGGGGAAGAUGCCGAGCAGCCGUCGGAACAGGAAGAGCGAGACCUGGAGCACACCAGCAGAAGGGCUCCUCGCUCUGAGGGUCCCCUCGUCGUGCCCGUCACUGAGGCAGCGGGAGACUUGGACGACGCCACAGAGGAAGGAUGGUCUGAUGGUAAGUCUAAAGCACCAAGCAGCCUGCACAUGGAAAGCCCUAAAACACACGCUUCCUACACGGACGCCGACCCUGGCGCUGAUAACGAAAACUCCUUUCAUCUUCUGGAGCUGGCGAAUGAUACCAAAGACGGGCUCCUGAAUGACAAAUCACCUGAAGAAGCUGCUGAGGAGGAAGAGGAAGAGGAAGAAGAAGAAGAAGAAGAGAAGAGGAAGAAGAAGAGGAGGAGGACAGUGAUGGUUAGUCUUUCGAUCCCAAGCAAGACCCCAGCUUUUGUCAGACAGAAAAUGAACUUUUUUCAGCCCAAACCUCAGAAUAUUCAAGCAAGCAGUAGGACAGGGGAAGCUAUUCCUGUUCCUAAACCAAAGCCAGUGAGAAAGAAGGAGAAAGGGCCGGCUAAAAAGCAGACUGAACUUCCUAAGCGCUACCUGAUGGACGUGUUCAAACACUUUGCCAAAACAAAAGUCUCUCCAGAUGUGUACCCUGUCCUAAGAGAUAUAAUGGAUAAAUACUUCGACCGACUGGCGGAGGACUUGGAGACAUAUGCUCUUCAUGCAAAGAGAAAAACCAUAGAGGUUGAAGAUGCUGUACUUCUGUUGAGAAGGCAGGGACACGUGACUGACACGGUCCCAGUGGAAGUGCUGAUUGAAAAAUAUCUUCGUAUGGAACAGCGCAAACUCCUCAUCCCCAUAGCAACCAGCGGAAAUGUUGUUAUUCCUAAAAAGCGUUUAUGAAUGUGUUCUAUACUUCUAGAUUUUAUUUUGUACUUUUACAUGCCUUUGAUUUGGACAUUCUCCAUGUAAUGUUGUCAAUCAGAAUAUUAAAAUGUCUGUAAAUAUGUGUUGACAAGAAUUUUUGUUGUGUACUCUUUUCUUUGGAAGCAUUGGCUUGUUGACAAAAGUUUAUUUUCUGUCUUUGUUGACCCUUGUGAAUAAAUAAAUUCAGUGAA
Messenger RNA from Trematomus bernacchii (emerald rockcod), 2895 nucleotides. RefSeq names its product centromere protein T (gene cenpt). Gene Ontology annotation, molecular function: DNA binding; protein heterodimerization activity. Gene Ontology annotation, cellular component: kinetochore. Bases 257 to 2680 code for a protein of 807 amino acids. The record is from RefSeq and is a predicted model, not a curated record. Gene Ontology annotation, biological process: chromosome segregation; mitotic cell cycle; kinetochore assembly. NCBI's taxonomy places the organism in Eukaryota, Metazoa, Chordata, Actinopteri, Perciformes, Nototheniidae. The transcript has 15 exons.